ACGGCUUCUGGGACUCAGAGAUGCGUUACUGCGCCUACACAUUUCUUCACCGUGCUGUAGUGGCCGUGAACUCACCGCUAUCAUCUGACACGCUAGUGACCGGGCGUUGGUUGUGGUAUGACCGGCAGCAGCGGCCGCCGGCCGAAACAUGUAAGCGCGUCGGCGAGCGUGCGAUGAAGCAUAUCUGGAAAGCGGCCCUGCGCAGACACUACGCGAGCAGCCAUGCCAGUUUGCCGUCCGUGAGGCAUCGCGCCUCCGGGACCGCCCGGACCGGUAAUCUGCUGCGGUUGGCCCCGAUCCGGUCGGCCUACUACCCCGCUUGCUGCGCUCUCCUCGCGAGCCGCCGCCGCCUGGGUUGCUGCCUCGCGGCACCGGCCAUGCACUUCUCGACCAGCAGCACGGCCGCCGAGUUCGGCAGCGCCGCCGACGAGCCUAUGUUCCGGCCCCGGCGAGCCCUGGUGCUCACCAAGUUCUCGCGAUACGAGUUCGAGAAGCGGCGCCACGCGCACCUCACCGAGGAGCAGCUGGUGCAAGAUCUGGAGUCCCGAGGCUCGGACUAUAACAGCCUUGUCCAUCACCACAAGAUCCACACCAAGAACCGGGAGCUGGUGGUCAACACUCUUAGGGAGAAUGGCAUUGAGACUCGACUCGUGGACCGGUUCGACUACACUGACAGCAACAUCGACUGGGCAGAUGUCAUCUUCACGACAGGAGGCGAUGGCACAUUUCUUAUGGCAGCCAGUAAAAUCCACACGCGUGACAAGCCCAUCAUAGGCAUCAACAGUGAUCCUUCCAGGUCUGUCGGAUACCUAUGCCUUCCUGGCCACUACACGGAAAACUUCCCGCUGGCCCUGAAGAGGCUACUGACAGGCAAAUUUCAGUGGAUGUGGCGACAGCGGCUGCGGGUGACCCUCAAAGGCGAGCAUGCGUUUGAUGCACCAGUGGAGCUUCAUGACCAGCAGUUGCAGUACCCCGAGUACCGCUUCCUCGACUGCUGGCAGGAGCAGCACCGAAAGCCCACCGCGGACGACGGGGCCACGCAGCACUCAUUGGGCGACGCCGUGCACAUGCUCCCCGUUCGGUCGCUCAACGAGGUGUUUGUUGGCGAGUCUCUCUCUUCGCGAGUGUCCUACUACGAACUCUCGGUGGAUGGCUCGCCACGGACGAAGCUCAAGAGCUCGGGUUUGACUAUCUGCUCGGGUACGGGGUCCACCUCGUGGUCCUUCAACAUCAACAAGGUCACGCCUCAGUGCAUACAGAGGAUUCUCGACAUUGUGACUGCGGAGACUGGUGUGGACCUACCAACACGGGACCCAAAGCUCAUUGAGCGCGUCACAACGAAUUUCAACAACUCGCUUAUCUUCGACCCCUCCAAGUGCCUCAUGGCAUACACCAUACGGGAUCCUGUUGUCUUUGGAACAGACUUCAACAGCAAACCCCGUGGCUUUGCCAAGAGGAUUGAAGUGAAGUCGAGGAUGUUUGAUGCCUGUCUUGUCAUCGACGGUGGCUUAUCCUUCGUUUUUAACGACGGUGCAACGGCAGUGUUCGAGAUUUUCGACGAGGACGCUUUGCGGACAGUGAAACUUUCUGACUGAUCUUCUCUCUCUUUUGUUUUUCGAAGUGCAAAGGCUGUGUUCUAAAUCUGCAACUUUUGCCAGUUGCAGCUCAGUUUUGGUGAGAGCAGGGAGUUUUGUCAAAGCCGAACUUGUGUGCAUCAUUGCAGAAGAGCUUGGGUGCUCAAGUUGUUUUCCCUCUCUAGUGUACCAUUUCUCACAAGUGCCUUUAAGUAAGUUAGAACAAUUAUUCAUUUAGUACAUUUGUUUUAUCCAUCUUCAUUGUCUUAAGCAUUGCGAGAAAAUCACUCUUGCAGUCUAAAGUUUCUUUAUGUUCUUGCUGCUCAAUGCUGAGUGAAUUUUUUUAGCUAAAUGGAUUUCUUGCCUAAAUAUGGUGUGGUCUUGGUUUCCUCAGAACUUCUUCUUUGACUUCGUCAUGCGUUUUGUGGCAAAGCUAACCAAGAAUUGUAUCAGAGGGGCGGGGAGGUCAUUAUACAUAUUUUUUGUAUAUCGCAGCUCUAUUUCGUGGGCAUUUUGUGUGGAGUGCUUUUUUGCUUUCCUGAAUUUGAGGUGCAACUGGAUAUGUUGCAUUCUUUCUUAUUGCCUGUGUCUAUGUACAUAGAGAUGGCAAAUUUGUUUUAACAAUGCUUGGGACUUGCUCCAUCUAUCCUCUUCCCUUCAAUGCAUUUUCUUCUAUUUUUGUCGGAUCUAAUGCCGGCUUGAAGUCAUUAGUAAAAAUUUAAAAAUAUAUUUUUAUAUGUAUGUUUGCCUCAUUGAAGUCUUAAGAAAAAGUGUCUUUAUUUAGUUGCUGUUGGGCUAGUUGGUGUAUGUCUGAAUUCAGUAGUCAAUUUAACAGCAAACUCACGACCUCAUAAACUAAGAAAACACAGACAGGUCGACAGGUUUUUCCGAAGGUUAUCAUUACACUGUACAAACUUUUAACGCUGAGAUGGCUUUAAAAUUUUUUUUGAUAUGUAGACAAUUUCGUGAUUUUGCUAACAAAUUUGAUUGAUUUAGCAAACCAUGUUUUGGUGGAUAAUGUUUUAGAGGCCCUUUGAGAGAGCAGACUAGGCUUGUGCUUUAUGAUGAGCUGCCUGAUAAUGGGGUCUUGCAGUUUCUAGAUUUAAAACUGACCCUUAAUGACAAUCGUGUUUAGUGGUGUUUUUGCUCUCGUGCAAGAAGGGCCUUUUACCCUUUGGUUCGGUCCACUCAAAAACUGUGAAUAGGGGUAUUGCAAUGCUUUUCCUGGGGUCCACACUUCGGAAGCAGUGUCUGCAUCUCAUGCCGUAUAGUUUUAGCUCAGAACUAGACAGUUUAGAGGCCACUGGGUUUCUUUGCUCGAUGUUGUUUGCAGUUGUCGAAAGUAAAAAAAAGACGGUGGAUGACGUUUGACACGUGUUGGCGCUGCACUUCAUAUUUUCACGGGUCUUCGUAGUCACUUGGACCUUCGCAAGACUGAAGGUAUGGUGGCUAGAAUUGGGAGGUGUGAAAUGCGCUGAGGCACCCACUCCCCAAAGUGCACCGAUGCAGCGAGGUGUGCGUGUUCUAGUAACAUUGGUGUGUGUGGCAUUGAAGAGACGACGUACCAUGUAGCCUUGUUUGUGCUGGAGGAACAUGACCCGUGCUAUUUUUUGGAAUCGCUUUUUCUCAGCGUGUGCAAUAAUAAGAGUUUGACUUCAUCCUUUUGUUUGAAAAAUAGCACUCCCAUGCAUUAUCAGGCUGCACACCGAGUAGCACUGCACACUAGCAAUAUCGUUCGAGGCAUGUCCGGCAUGCUACUUAAUUUUAGCACAGUUUUUUUUUCCUGCUUCUGCCCUGCUAUUUUUCUAAUUGCAAUUAUGCAUCCCUGCAACUUAUUGAAGUCAUAUUCAAUACUUAUCGAUAUUGCUAUUUUGGACCCGUUACUAUUCUCCUGGCUGCUGGUGAAAAGGUCGUGUGUACGCUUGUUGGCAGAAAGAAAAUAUAUUCGCAGAAAAAACACGUUCUUAAGCGAAGCUAGUUUCUUUUAUCUGUGAAAUAAACAGUCUACAGAACACAA
This is a messenger RNA of Rhipicephalus microplus (southern cattle tick), 3591 nucleotides long. RefSeq names its product NAD kinase 2, mitochondrial (gene Nadk2). NCBI's taxonomy places the organism in Eukaryota, Metazoa, Arthropoda, Arachnida, Ixodida, Ixodidae. The record is from RefSeq and is a predicted model, not a curated record. Gene Ontology annotation, molecular function: NAD+ kinase activity. Gene Ontology annotation, biological process: NADP+ biosynthetic process; NAD+ metabolic process. Gene Ontology annotation, cellular component: mitochondrion.